Gryllus bimaculatus (two-spotted cricket) is the source of this 4400-nucleotide messenger RNA. The record is from the annotation of a GenBank genome assembly. Lineage: Eukaryota; Metazoa; Arthropoda; Insecta; Orthoptera; Gryllidae.
AUGACACUUUUUACAAUCCUCUGGGUUGGAUUACGCGAUGCACUUCAAGUAAUAGAUGAUGAGCAACGCAGUCGUUUUUUAUCUUUGAUUACUCCAUCCCCAAAAACAUUUCGAAGUGAACCAAAGGAUGCUUUUCAAGAACCAGGAAAACAGACAGUGGUACGUUUCGUACCUCUUACUUGGGGUGGAGUCUUCGAGUCAGAUUGGAAGUUUUCUAACGAAUCUGAAAAACCUGUUGACGGAGCCCCCAAGUACAGAUUUCUUCGUCAACAAGGACUACGGCCUACCCGAAAAUUUCCAGAUACUCUGAUAAUUGGUGUCAAAAAGGGCGGAACUCGAGCACUUUUGGAGUUCAUACGUCUGCAUCCUGAUGUCAGAGCUGCUGGAUCUGAAGUUCAUUUCUUUGAUCGAUUUUAUUCAAAAGGCCUACAGUGGUACAGACAUCACAUGCCACCCACAUUGGAAGGGCAGGUGACUAUGGAAAAAACUCCCAGCUAUUUUGUCACCCGAGAAGUACCUCAACGGGUACAUCAAAUGAAUCCUGCCACAAAACUCUUGGUUGUUGUUCGUGAUCCAGUUACUCGAGCCAUAUCUGACUAUACUCAAGCUGCAAGCAAAAAACCAGGAAUGCGUCGAUUUGAAGAAUUGGCUUUUCUAAAUGGAAGUAGCGGAUCAGGGUUAGUUGACACAUCCUGGGGUCCUGUCAAAAUAGGUGUUUAUGCAAGACAUUUGGAACGCUGGCUGCAAUGCUUUUCACUGAAUCAGCUUCUCUUCGACUUUCUUGGCCUCAAAAGAGUUGUGACUGAAAAGCACUUCUAUUUUAAUUCCACCAAGGGCUUUCCCUGUUUGAUGAAAUCAGAAGGUCAUCCAAGUCCCCAUUGUCUGGGCAAGACAAAGGGAAGGAAUCAUCCACAUAUUGAUCCGGUAGCCGUUCAACGGCUGCGAGAGUUCUAUCGUCCAUUCAAUGCUCGUUUCUAUCAGUUAACUGGAAUAAACUUUGGAUGGCCAUAAAUUUGCUAAAGAAAGAAACCAUCUCAAGCAACAAUAUAAACACCCAUUAAAACAUUUUCCAGAGAAGGAAAUAAUCAAAGAAUGCAGGGUUUACAUUUCUGCAUUAACUUCCCAAAGACACUUUUCCUCCCCACUCUCUUGAUGUUACCAUCUAAUCACUGAGAACCAUACUUCUAGCAAUAAACAAAUGUGAUGUGUAAUAUUUAGCACAUAUUUUUUAUGAUUUUUAUAAAUAAUUUAUAAUAUUCCAGCUCAAUUCACAUUUUUUUUUAAAUUUAAAAUAAUGUGUAAGAGUACAAACACAAUAUUUUUGUUAAGUUUUUUUUUUAAAGAUCUAAUAUUGAAACUUGUGCUAAGGAGAUUACUUGUCAGAGACACUAGUCAUUAUAUUAUUGUUGAAAACUUACCCUUAUGAUAUUUGAAGAUAUAUUUUAUUCAUAUUUUUGAGCUUGUAUGGGACUGAAUUCUUCUAUUGUACUGUUACGUCAUGAAGGCAAAGGGGACAAACAGAAAUGUGGCAGUUGAACAGCAGAACUGUGUUCUUAUAGACACUGUAAAAAUAAUUAUUUUUAUGUCGUGAAUGUACAAUUUUAACACCAUGGUGCAUGCAACUGCCGAAAGAUAUAACUCAAAAGAGCAGGGCCUAUUUUUACUUUAUUUGCCACAUUUUCUAAAUUGUUUGAUUUUAUCUUCCUGUGUUUGCAUCCUUAAGGGUGAAAUAAGCAAAUAAUAGUGGCCCUUGAAUUAUUUAGAUGGGAACUGGAGAAAAGUAGGAAUGUUAGAAUCUUACACUUUUGAAAACACAGCACAUUCUUCGCUGUGUUAGAAUUAGCCAUGAAGUUUUUCAGUCUCAAACUGUGAAGUGAUAUUGUAAAUGUGCAUAAAUAAACCAAAUAGUGUGACAUCUCUUAUCACUACUCUCUUAGAAAAAAAUAUUGGCUUGUAGUUUGAUUUGCUGUGAUAUUAAGUUAUUGUAUUCAAAGCCAAAGAAAUAUUGUAUUUGGUGAAAUUGUUUCUCAGUACUUAUUGCUAAUAUAUAAAUUGCAAAAUAUAUGAUGUAUGCUUUUAAACAUUUUGUUUAAUAUAGGUUGUGUCGUUCAUCAAAAUCAAUUGCAGAGUUUGGAAAAGCAUUUUCAUAUAAGUAGAGUUUGUCAUGCAUUCAUAAGAGGAAACGUCUUCCAUAUUAGUAAUUGCAACAUGGCAAAAUGUGUAGUUAGUAAUUUUAUAAUUGCCAGAGAUCCUAUCCCUUGUUUUGUUGAGUUUUGAUGUUCCUCCUACCACUUUGUUGGAAAUAACGCUAUGUGCAUAAGCUUCAUUGCUACAGAAUACCCUAUAACUUAUAUAAAAUCACUCAUUUGAAAGAACUGUUAAAUAUUUGUAAGUAAGUUAUAUCUUGAUCAUUCUUUAGUGUGGUCUGUUGUCAUGUAAUCACACAUAUUAACAAGCCUAACUAAAAAGGUAGUAUUAAAAAACAAUCACACUAAUGUUAUUAUAUAUUUUUUAUUAUUUCCUGAAUUUUGUAAUCUUGAAAUUACAGUAAAUAUCAGAAUAAUAAAAUUAUUUCUUGUAUUGUUCACUUCUCUUAAUACUGUGAAUUUUUUAAACAAAACAUAAUUUAAGUAUCAUCUUAGAGAACCUUACAAAUUUAAAUUUAAGUAGGUGAAGUAAAAUAAUCCACAUAAGUUCAACAGAGGUUUUUAAUUUCAUUGCAUAAUUUCCAAAUUAAGAAAAUCUGAUUUCAGAUAUCGUUAUCCUUAAUGACUAAUUACUAAUACAAAUUGUGAAUGUGUAAACACUUGAGUGUAGUGUUUGUGUAUUAAUGUUAUUUUCCUUGAAAAUACCACUCUUCUAUAUAUAAAUAAGUUACUUAAACAUGCUACUUCAUGUUCCUUUGUAUGCAAAUGUGUGUAUGGAUUUUUUCAAAGCCAAACUUGUUUGCACAUUGUACAAAAUAUUAAUAACGAUACCCUCUGAAAGAAUAAUAAUCAAUCUUAAGUUUACAAAAAAUUAUUAGACAGUUUUGUCUAGAAUUCAUAUUACAAGUGUUAAAUUUAAUAAACAUGAACAAUCAGCUGAAAUGAAUGAGUGUUUUGUGUGCCUUUGGUAAUUUCAACUUCUUUUGACUUUAAGUUUCUGUAUAUUCUCAAAUACAUAUCCAACAUUCCGUGUGUAUGCUCUUUGCUCAUGUGAUGUACAAAUAUAAAAAAGGGAACAUUUGAUAUAUAUGUAUAUGUUACUGUGGAUGUGAACUCAAGUUAUAUGUUUAAAACUGCAAAUUUUUAGUGUUGUAAGACUGUUCUCUCAGUGCCAAUUGUUAAGUGUAACAAUGAAAUUUUGCCGUGCGAUAUUAUAAGAAAAUUUUUAUCAAACAAAUUCAGUUUUGGGGUCUGCAAUUUAAUAAGACUCACUGGUAAAAGAACCUGCCUUUACUGAAUCUGUAAUGAACUUGAUAGAUAACAUUGAUAUGCAUAAUGCUGGUUUUUCUCCAAAAAAUGUCUUUCAAAUUAAAUCAUCCUAAUUUAAAAAAUGCAACUGCUUUUCUCCAUCACAUGCCAGUUUUCACAGUUACAAUUUUUAUGUGUUAAUCUUUUUGGAUGCAACACAUAUGAAGUUCAGUCAAAAGUGUUAUAUUUGGCAGCAAUAAUAUCAUGGUAGCACAUAAUAUUGUUUUUGCUUUUGAGUUGAUUUCUGUUGUGUAUACAAUUAUUUUUCAGUUAGUGAGCAGUUAUUAUUUCUGAAUAGAAGCUAUAUUAGAUGUGAUUCUUUUCAAGGAAUAUGCCUUUUAGAAAGUUAAAAAAUAGCACGAACAUAUUUUGUCAUAUUUGUGUGAAUUUUGUAGUUAGAAAAAGAAAGCAUAACAAAUUUUAUUAAAAGGUAUACCAUGCCUUUUGGACUAGAAAACAUGGAAGCAAAACGAGAACCUCAUGCCAGAAACAAAUAAUAUACUUCAUCUUAGAAUUGUGAACUCAAAAAAUUGUUGAUACCUCCUAUAAAUGUUAUUAAUUUGUUAGCAAUAAAAAACAAUAAAUAGCAGUUCGUUUACUGCAAAUAGGUUUUCUAUAACUUGUGAACAAAUAUGUCUAGUUUUUUGUAUGUUACAACUCAAGAUCUUUCAAUUAUUUAUAGUUAAAACAUUUGAAGAGAUUCUUCUUCCAUAUGUCACCUACAGUUUUUACUGUUCUUUGACUGAAUAAAUCAAUUUUGAAAAACAAGCAUGGGUGGGUUUUUAGAAAAUCAUUAAAAACUUACUAAGGAAGCACAAGGCUCCAGAUUUUGAAAAAACUGGAAAAAUAUAUGUAUGUUAAACUACUUUUCCCACACUCUCAUUUGAAAAUUAUCCCCUCCCCCUCACACACACACACACACAAAUAAACAAACACAAGUCUUAG